Molecule: messenger RNA, 2197 nt
Organism: Cebus imitator (Panamanian white-faced capuchin)
Lineage: Eukaryota; Metazoa; Chordata; Mammalia; Primates; Cebidae
Gene: BTBD2
Product: BTB domain containing 2
Exons: 9
Coding region: 68-1201 (377 amino acids)
Biological process (GO): neurogenesis
Cellular component (GO): P-body; cytosol
Molecular function (GO): protein binding
Source: RefSeq, a predicted model, not a curated record
UCAGCUCAGAGCGCCUCUCUUUCACGCCAGGUUUGUGCUGGCCGUGGGCAGCGCCGUCUUUGAUGCCAUGUUCAACGGGGGAAUGGCCACGACGUCCACGGAGAUAGAGCUGCCCGACGUGGAACCUGCUGCCUUCCUCGCCCUGCUCAAGUUUCUCUACUCGGACGAGGUGCAGAUCGGCCCGGAGACAGUGAUGACCACGCUAUACACCGCCAAAAAGUACGCGGUGCCGGCGCUCGAGGCCCACUGCGUGGAGUUCCUGAAGAAGAACCUGCGAGCAGACAACGCCUUCAUGCUGCUCACCCAGGCGAGAUUGUUCGAUGAGCCACAGCUGGCCAGCCUGUGCCUGGAGAACAUAGACAAAAACACUGCGGACGCCAUCACCGCGGAGGGCUUCACUGACAUCGACCUGGACACGCUGGUGGCCGUCCUGGAGCGCGACACUCUGGGCAUCCGUGAAGUGCGGCUGUUCAACGCCGUUGUCCGCUGGUCUGAGGCCGAGUGUCAGCGGCAGCAGCUGCAGGUGACGCCCGAGAACCGGCGGAAGGUUCUGGGCAAGGCCUUGGGCCUCAUCCGCUUUCCACUGAUGACCAUCGAGGAGUUCGCUGCAGGCCCUGCACAGUCAGGCAUUUUGGUGGACCGCGAGGUGGUCAGCCUUUUCCUGCACUUCACCGUCAACCCUAAGCCGCGAGUGGAGUUCAUCGACCGGCCGCGCUGCUGCCUGCGCGGGAAGGAGUGCAGCAUCAACCGUUUCCAGCAGGUGGAGAGCCGCUGGGGCUACAGUGGGACCAGCGACCGCAUCAGGUUCUCAGUCAACAAGCGUAUCUUCGUGGUGGGGUUUGGGCUGUAUGGAUCCAUCCAUGGGCCUACCGACUACCAAGUGAACAUCCAGAUCAUCCACACGGACAGCAACACUGUCCUGGGCCAGAACGACACGGGCUUCAGCUGCGACGGCUCGGCCAGCACCUUCCGAGUCAUGUUUAAGGAGCCGGUGGAAGUGCUGCCCAACGUGAACUACACGGCCUGCGCCACGCUCAAGGGCCCGGACUCCCACUACGGCACCAAAGGCCUGCGUAAGGUGACACACGAGUCGCCCACCACUGGCGCCAAGACAUGCUUCACCUUCUGCUACGCGGCCGGGAACAACAAUGGGACGUCCGUGGAGGACGGCCAGAUCCCCGAGGUCAUCUUCUACACCUAGGCCGCCCACACGGUCCUUCCUCCACGGGGGCAGCUUCGGCCCCAGGGCUCAGCCGCUGCUGGGCCGCCCUGCGUGGGGCAGAGCCCCGUGUCCCCCCGGCCACUGUCCACUCCACGCCACCUUUCUCAGCAUCAGGAAGGGGCUUCCCUGUGUUCACCACAAUGAGUGCAGCUGCUGUCAGGGCAGCCGGGGAGGCGGCGCGGCCAGUGGCCAGGCCCUGUGGAGACAAUCCCUCAGGACUGGGGACAGGGCCGGCCUGGGCCAGGCCCCACGGGCCUGCAGCUCAGGGCACCUGCCCAAGUCGCCUGACCGCGCUGUGCGGCAGGCCUUCCCCGAUUCCCUUCACUGCACAUUACAAUGCAUCUGCGAUUCCCGUUUCCCUGCUGGGGGCCGGCAACUUGGGUGGCGCCGCUCCUAGAGCCACAGGUUCCAGACCUGGCAUUCAUUUUGUUCCUCUCUGUUCCUGGGGACACUGGGGCCCCACCUGUCCAUGCGCCCAGGGCCACCCGACCCCAGCCUGCAGGGCGAUGCCACUGCCUGGAGCUGGCCUGAGUUCUGAGAGGCUUCAGGGUGGGGUGGCCCCUGCCGGCUGAGCCCUGGCCCAGGUGGGCAGUAGUUUGCGGCUCCCAUCCUCAUCCACCUGAUGGGCGCAGCCCGGGGCCACCUCUGUCCAGCCUCCCUGGACAGGGCCCCAAGCGGGACCCAGACCCUGUGCCCCAGAGCUCCCCUGCUGCAGGAUGGGGCCCUGGCCGGCCCCACUGUGUCCAGAGCCACUGCUCGCCUGUACAUACCAUUGCCCCAACCUGCCAGGUGCCGAGGGAGCCCCCCCAGGUCCUGGGGACAUGCUCUCCCCACCCCAGGCCAUGCCCCCACAAACCCCUGCGUGUUUCUGCCCUGUGACUCCUGGAACCUGCCUCCUCCCCAAAGCCAUGGGGGGUGGGUGUCCUCCUCAGACCACGUCCCCAGAUGAUUUUUUUAAAUAAACAAACGCACCUG